Messenger RNA from Salvia miltiorrhiza (redroot sage), 717 nucleotides. Its product is annotated as reticulon-like protein B13. The transcript has 4 exons. Bases 1 to 717 code for a protein of 238 amino acids. The record is from RefSeq and is a predicted model, not a curated record. NCBI's taxonomy places the organism in Eukaryota, Viridiplantae, Streptophyta, Magnoliopsida, Lamiales, Lamiaceae.
AUGUCCGAAUUAACAUCGGAAUCUCCGACCUCGCCGCCGCCAAAAGCUGACCUGCAUAAAAACCAAGCAACAUCGGAAUCUCCGACCUCGACCCCGCCGCCGCCAGAAGUAGCUCAACUCCAUAGCAACACAGAUUUACUAAGCGACGUGCUGCUAUGGAGAAGGAAGCAACUGAAUGUCGGAAUCCUUGCAGCGGCAGCCGCCACGUGGAUCGUCAUCGAUGUCUACCAAUACACUUUUAUCACAGUCCUCUCUUGGCUGGCCAUGGCCCUUCUCACAUGCUUCUUCUUUUGGGGCAAUAUGCACCGCUUCUUGAAUAAAGAGGCGCCGGACUUGUCGGAAUUAGAGAUUAGCGAGGAGACGGCGACGGCGCAGGCGAGGCUAUUGAGGCAGCGGGCGGAGGACGGCAUCCGGUUGAUGUUCCACGUGGGCGGCGAGAGGGAAUGGUUUGUGUUUCUUGGCGCUGUGGCCUCUCUUUAUCUGGUGGCGCUCGCCGCGCAACACUUGGAUUUUGUUACGCUUUGCUUCAUAGGAAUUUUGGGGGCGAUGACGGUGCCGGCGAUUUAUGUGAAGAACGAGCAGAAGAUAGUAGAGUUUGCGAAGAAUGUGAGGGUAAGAUGGCAAAGGUUGAAUGUGAUGAUUGAGGAGAAAUUGCAGAAAGUGAAAAACAAAUUUGCAGGGAAACAGAAGGAGGUUAAGGAAAAGAAGACUCAGUAG